Silurus meridionalis is the source of this 2555-nucleotide messenger RNA. It is a transcript of the gene hps1, whose product is annotated as HPS1 biogenesis of lysosomal organelles complex 3 subunit 1. The coding region runs from base 214 to 2235 and encodes 673 amino acids. Gene Ontology annotation, molecular function: guanyl-nucleotide exchange factor activity. The record is from RefSeq and is a predicted model, not a curated record. The transcript is spliced from 18 exons. Lineage: Eukaryota; Metazoa; Chordata; Actinopteri; Siluriformes; Siluridae. Gene Ontology annotation, biological process: melanosome assembly; vesicle-mediated transport. Gene Ontology annotation, cellular component: BLOC-3 complex.
GCGUACCGCAGUGUCACGUGACCGUACAGAGUUACUUCACGGAAGUGAAUGGAGUGGCGGUGCAGUAUGUGGCCUCGCAUUACCUGUUAACGACCCUGUUUUCAAGCUCUCACUUUGUCUUUUGUUUGUGGAAAAUCGCUUUAAAUAUGUACAGUAUUUGAGUCUCAGCGGAGGAACUAUGCAGAGUGUCGGCUGCUCUCAGAGACAUUAGGCAUGAAGUGCCUUCUGAUUGCCACCGAAAGUGCUGAGGUCCUUUUCUACUGGACUGACCAAGAGUUUGAGCAGAAUAUAAAGAAGCAGUAUGGGACACCACAAGAGGAGAGUGGAAGACCUCCAGCCUUUGCGGAUAGCAUCAACACAUUGUUUGCUCCAAUCAUCAUCUCGUGUAGCACUAUGGUUGACCGUCUGGGUGACGGCUACACUUCUUUCAGUACAGAAAACGGUCAUAUCUAUGCACUACAUCAGUUUGAAGAAUGUCUGUAUAUUGCUGUAAAUGGAGAUGGUGAGGAGUCUGAUGAGGAUCUAAAGAGGAAGAUCUUUGUAAUGAAGAAGUUUACAGAGAUCCUGUUUGGCAUGGUGACACUCAGCAGCACCCUUUUAAGGAAAGAAUUGCGGCCCUCAGACACAGAGCAGAGAAACCGUGUAUGGAAGAAGCUGCAGAGUCUCCUUGAAACGUACAGCCGUUUACGAGAACAGGACCAAAGUUUUCUCGUUGAGGCGGUUGAGAGAUUGAUCCACCCCACACUUUGUGAGCAGUGCAUUGAGUUUUUGGAGCGGAAACUGGUUCUGCAAAUGAACAACAGCACUGAAAGAGGGGGGGAGGAGGUGCUGCAUGCCUUCAUCCUGGUGCAUACCAAGUUAUUAGCUUUCUACUCGAGUCGUAAUGCCAGCACUCUUAGCUCUUCUGACCUGCUGGCAUUGAUCAUUAUUGUGCAGGACCUUUAUCCCAGCAACCUUGAGGUUGAUGAAACUCCUUCUGAGGAUGUGGACAAUAUUUCAGCACCUGAAGUUUUCUAUACUCCGGAGCCUUCACCCAACGAACGAGACUCAGGUCAUCUGAGUAGUGACAGUGCUCCUGUUUUCCAGUUUGUAGAUCCUGAUAUUCAGAUGGCUGAAGACAGUCUAAAGACUCUUCAGCUACACGUCCCUGAUCCUAUGACUCCAACAAGAGUAUUUCUUGAAGCAACAUUUAAGGAAGGCUUCUUUCCCAUGAUGCCUCACUCCAUGUACUGUUUACCUCUUUGGCCUGGCAUUACUUUAGUGCUGCUGACCAAGAUUCCUAACAGCCAGGUGGCCAUGUCUGUCUAUGUGUUACUGGAAGCUUUUGCUAAGCUGGAGAAGAGGCUGAGUGAAGGGUUGGAGGGGACAGUGGCCUUACGCAGUCAAUCCCCAAUUCAGGAACUCCGCACCAAAGUCGACAAGUUUAUCAGAAUGCUGGCCAGCAUGGAAAUCCUGACCCUGCAACUACAGAACACCUGGUCAGAGUUCAAGAACAAGGCUUUUACCCGGUCAGGACCCGGCAUCACAAAAGCGCUGGUUCCUUCAUGCCGUAGCAUUAGGACUCAGCUGUGCAGUGUGUACCAGCAGUGUUUUGCAGCUGCAUGUAUGGGCAGAAAUCAGUGUCUUGCCACUAUACUUCAAGAAAAGGCGCUGAACAUGGUGCAAGAAAAGCUGAUAGACUGGAAGGACUUUCUUUUGGUGAAAAGCAAGAGAAAUAUAACCAUGGUGUCAUACCUGGAGGAAUUCCCUGGUCUUGUGCAUUUCAUUUACGUGGAUCGCACUUCAGGACAAAUGAUCGCGCCGUCUCUCAGUGUGACCGAGGGCUCUGCUUCAGAGCUGGGAAUAGGCCCCAUAGCUCACUUUCUUAAAAACAAGCUGUGGAGUCUUGUGGCAACAACAAGGCAUUAUUUGCAGAAAGGCUACACCACUGUGACUCUACGAGAUGGGGACUUCUACUUCUGCUACUUCCUCUGGUUUGAGAAUGAAACAGGUUACAAGCUAGAGGUGGUGGAUAUUCCUAAGCUUCCUGAUGACUCGCCUCCGAUAGGAAUGCUUGCCUGGGAUUACUACAGGAAGCUGCUGCGCUACUACAGUAAGAGUCACCAGAAUGAGCUGGUAAAGUGUUAUGAGCUGCUGACCGUGCACCUCGGCGUUGUCCCCACUGAGUAUAUCCUGCAGCAUUGCAGCCAGCUGGCCCGUAAGCUCUGGGAGCCAUCGCGGAUUCCGCUCUUAUGAACUCUUAGGUGCUUUCUGGGUGCAUGCGUGAGCUUUAUCGUAGCCGUUUAUUUCACAACUGCUGGAAUACUCUACACUGAGCCAAGGAGCAUUCUCCUGUGCAAUAACCUCUCUGCUGUGCCCAUCUUGAAAUGAGGAUGCUUGUUCCUACACUGCUUUUAGACAAUAAUGGCCAAGUUUUAUUAAAAAAAAUGUUGCUUAGUGUUGAUUGGUCAAGAACAAGCCUCUUUUUAGAUUAUUGCACUAUAGUGUUUUAAACAGAAAAUGUAGUAUGAUGUUCAUAUUUUGCUAUUGUUGAAAUAAAUACUUAACCUACUGCA